GCAGAGCCUUUGCACUCAUUCUCUGGUUCUGCUAUAAAGAGAGGAGCUGGACAGAUCCCUCCACAACUCAUCCUUCAAGCCUUCCAGACCAUUCUCCAGAGAAACGUGCUCCAGACCCACCAGCAAUGGACCCCAACUGUGACUGCGCAAAUGGUGGCUCUUGCACCUGCGGUGACUCCUGCAAAUGCAAAUCAUGCUCCUGCACCUCUUGUAAGAAAAGCUGCUGCUCCUGCUGCCCAGUGGGAUGUGCCAAGUGUGCCCAGGGCUGUGUCUGCAAAGCCCCCCAGACUGAGAGUUGCAGCUGCUGUCACUGAUGUUCCCACCUCCCUGUGCCUGUAGAUAGAGGAAUCUGUAUAUGUUCAUGCACCAUGAGUGUUUUUCUACUUUUUCCCUUUGAAAUGUGUAAAUGAAAAUAAACUGACAAUGUUUUUUCUAUA
Messenger RNA from Dromiciops gliroides (monito del monte), 437 nucleotides. Its product is annotated as metallothionein-1E-like. NCBI's taxonomy places the organism in Eukaryota, Metazoa, Chordata, Mammalia, Microbiotheria, Microbiotheriidae. Bases 126 to 314 code for a protein of 62 amino acids. The transcript has 3 exons. The record is from RefSeq and is a predicted model, not a curated record. Gene Ontology annotation, molecular function: metal ion binding.